Molecule: messenger RNA, 747 nt
Organism: Postia placenta MAD-698-R-SB12
Lineage: Eukaryota; Fungi; Basidiomycota; Agaricomycetes; Polyporales; Adustoporiaceae
Exons: 3
Coding region: 1-747 (248 amino acids)
Source: RefSeq, a predicted model, not a curated record
AUGUCAAGGCGGACAGCCGCCACAAGAAAGGGGUCGUAUGAUGUACAACAAGGGGCAUCACGGCGUCUGACUGGAUUGAAAUACCAUACCUGUCUCAUCGUAUCGCCUGCUCCGUCAUCGGCUUUGCGCAUGCCUCAGGCGGAGGUCGCUCACAUGUCUGGCAGACCGGCAGCUCAAUCUUCGGCCCUCAAGGACUCCAUCGACGUGCACCGUGAUUACCGCAUGCGGCCAUCGAACCAGAGACACAACCCCGUGGCCGUGGCUACACAUAGAGCGUCGAUGCACGGGGCUGAAGAUUUGGGUGUUCCGCGACGCCCACGGAAUCGUUUGCUUAUUCCGUCCGCCCGCGCCUCAAACAACAUAGAGGGUCUGUCCAGCGUAUCCUCCAGGAGCAAUGCAGCCCGCUCCACAGCUGUGCGUGUCAGCCUGACACGCACAUAUGGCCCAGUUCGCACGUCGACUUGUGGGUCGUCACGACGUCUGCUUGACGCUCACCACGCUGGGAGACCCGCCCCACAAUUACCAAGAAGGGUGCAUCACGACCAGGGGACAUCAUUUGCCUCAACGGGCAGAGCGAGGACCGGGUAUCGCGCUCUCCCGGGAUCCGAAGUCCUGCGAGGCACUCGUCUGGUCCGAAUAUGGAUCUCGUUCAAAAUCAGAAAGUCAAAGGAGGAGCUCGGAGACGCGCAGCUGCCGUGCACAUACGAGGUGCGGCCAUUGUGCGAUCUCGCCGGAAGCAGGGGCUGA